Molecule: messenger RNA, 325 nt
Organism: Geodia barretti
Lineage: Eukaryota; Metazoa; Porifera; Demospongiae; Tetractinellida; Geodiidae
Source: the annotation of a GenBank genome assembly
AUGCUGUGGUGCGCAAUACUCGAAUACGCAUCCGACGGUCAUGCAAGUAUCAAGGAUAACGCUGGGAUGCUCUCUAACUUCGAGGUCUUAGAUUUUCUCUCCGAGUCCCAGCAAAAAUCUCAGGAAAAGACCCAACGGACGAGGCAAACUGGCCACCGUCACUUACGAGAGCUAGAAAAGUUCUUGCAACUAGUGAAUCUCAGAGGCCGAUUGUCUCAAAUAAUAGAGAGAUGAUGAGCGUUUUUCAGACAAUAAAAUUGAAGAGAUUUUGGGAAUAGUUUCUUCCGAGCUUCCACCUUCUUCACUAAUGACGAAAACCCUGUUG